Messenger RNA from Gossypium raimondii (Peruvian cotton), 1857 nucleotides. Its product is annotated as ultraviolet-B receptor UVR8. NCBI's taxonomy places the organism in Eukaryota, Viridiplantae, Streptophyta, Magnoliopsida, Malvales, Malvaceae. The transcript is spliced from 12 exons. Bases 235 to 1560 code for a protein of 441 amino acids. The record is from RefSeq and is a predicted model, not a curated record.
AUUAAUCCUCGCCCACUCCCUCUUUAUUACUUUCUUCGUUUCAAUUCAUUAUUUUUAUUCUUAUCAUCUUUUUCCCUAUUCAUUCAAACAAAGCCUUGCUUGUGUCAUCUUCUUGUUCUAACAUACUCCCAAAUAUCUUUGUUUCACUUUCUCCCUCUAGCAAAACCACAAAAAUAUCUUUGCCCUUUUCAGACAGAGAGAAAAAGAGAGUUUGGGUUGUAAUAAGAUCCACAAAUGGCAGAAGAGGAAAUGAGUUUGAGUGGGGUCAGUGGUGCAUUUCGUCAGGUUCUUUUCAUCUCUGCUGGUGCUAGCCAUUCUGUUGCUCUUCUCUCUGGAAAUAUUAUUUGCUCUUGGGGACGAGGAGAGGAUGGACAAUUAGGCCAUGGGGAUGCGGAGGAUCGACUUUCUCCGACUCGAUUGAGUGCUUUAGAUGGACAUGACAUAAUAUCUAUUACCUGUGGUGCUGAUCAUACAAUUGCGUAUUCAUUGUCAAAUGCAGAAGUCUAUAGUUGGGGAUGGGGUGACUUUGGUAGACUUGGUCAUGGAAACUCUAGUGACUUGUUCACUCCUCAACCAAUAAAAGCAUUACAUGGUCUGAGGAUCAAACAAAUUGCUUGUGGUGACAGCCAUUGUUUGGCUGUGACAAUGGAAGGCGAGGUGCAAAGUUGGGGAAGAAAUCAAAAUGGUCAACUUGGUCUUGGAACUACUGAAGACUCUCCAGUGCCUCAAAAGAUUAAAGCCUUUCAGGGUAUUUCUAUCAAAAUGGUUGCUGCUGGUGCUGAGCAUACUGCAGCUAUUUCAAAAGAGGGUGCCCUCUAUGGAUGGGGUUGGGGCCGAUAUGGUAACUUAGGCUUAGGUGACAGAAAUGAUCGCUUAGUUCCAGAGAAGGUUUCUACUCUCAAUGAAGAGAAGAUGAAUAUAGUUGCUUGUGGAUGGCGGCAUACCAUAUCAGUCUCUGUUAUUGGUGGAUUAUACACUUAUGGCUGGAGCAAGUAUGGUCAACUAGGACAUGGGGACUUUGAGGAUCAUCUUGUUCCUUACAAGGUGGAAGCUUUAGCUGACAGUUCUAUUAAACAGAUAUCAGGUGGAUGGAGACAUACAAUGGCACUCACAUCUGAUGGAAAACUCUACGGCUGGGGAUGGAACAAGUUUGGACAGGUCGGGGUUGGUGACAAUACCGACAUUUGCUCUCCAGUGCAAGUUAAAUUUCCUAAUGAUCAGAAAGUAGUUCAGGUUUCGUGUGGAUGGAGACACACACUUGCUAUUACCGAAGAGCAAAACAUCUUCUCUUGGGGUAGGGGUACAAAUGGACAACUUGGACAUGGAGAAUCUAUGGACUGGAAUUUUCCAAAGAUCAUAGAAGCUUUGAGUGUUGAAGGUUCCAGUGGGCAACAAAUAGAAUCUUCAAAGCUUGACCCAUUGUCAGGUAAAUCUUGGGUUUCUCCAGUGGAGCGAUAUGCAGUUGUCCCUGGUGAAAGUGGACAAACAGUUCAUUCAGAAAAGGGCAAUGGUGGUGACGUGGACGUCCCUCAGAAUGAUGCGAAACGUAUGCGUAUGUGAUUCCUUGAGCUGCCAUUAGAAAACCCUGAAGUUACAGCUUCAAGUGUGAAUGAAGUGAAAAAUGCCAAGCCUCCCAUCCUUUUAGCCUUCCAUUUAAGUUGAUGCCAACAUCUCAAAUAAUAAUGUGAUUGUGUCGUUCCAUACUGCAAGUCCUUGAAAUUUGAUGUUGUUUACUAGUAAGUAGUAUGAUUGUACUAUAUUAUUAACUAAUAGGAUGGGAGUGAAGGAACGCGACAUUACUGAUUAUAACAUAAAUUUCCUUCGUUUUAAAGUCAAGAAAGAUCGAUUCUAAUGCUA